This is a messenger RNA of Doryrhamphus excisus (bluestripe pipefish), 9886 nucleotides long. The record is from RefSeq and is a predicted model, not a curated record. NCBI's taxonomy places the organism in Eukaryota, Metazoa, Chordata, Actinopteri, Syngnathiformes, Syngnathidae.
GAUUGAACCUCUGACGGAGGAUGGGAGACACGCAGUCAGCACCGAGGGAGAGCGCCCAGGAUAGCGUUGCCGCUGCAAUGGAUGAUGUGCGACGACGCAGUGAGGAGCUCCUCAAAAGCAACGGGCGGCUCACCGGAGAACCGGACGGGCCGUUAGUGGGAGCUGCCAGCUUCCGUGAGGACGACAUCCCCCCUUCACAAGAGUCAGCCAUCCUUUCCCAAGCGGAGGAGGUUCUGCAAAAGCCUCCUGAAGAGGCGGACGACAUCACGGUGACCGAAUCGAGCAAAAAAGCCAACCAGAAAGCGGACGGUGAAGCGGAAGCAAAGCGUCACGACAUCAGCGAGAGCUUUAAGAAUUUCUUCAGCAAAUUUGUCUUGAUGUUCACAUUGAAGCGAACCUCAAGUGACCACGCCGAGAUAAGAAACGUCCCUGAAACCAACACAGAAGAAGCCGAAGUCGAGGACGCUUCUGACAAAACUGAACAAACUCCGACACAGAAAAGUGAUUCAAUAUGUCCACCCCGAAGAGAAACAGAGGAAGCGCUAAAAAAGCACAUUGAGACCAAAGAAGCACACAAACCCAGCGUUGACUAUGAAUGGACACACUUGGACACCGUGUACGAUCAGUGCCCGGCAUCGAGCACUCAAGACGAUGUAUCCGUGUCUCCAUUUAAAAGGUUUUUCACAACAGGAUUCUUUUCCGGAAUUCGGAAAAAGAGUUUGUCAGAGGGAGACGAGAACAGUACCAGAGACCUGGUUCAAGGGGAAGCCAAGGACACCGAAGCAAAACUUGAGCAAGAAAAAAUUUUGUUCGGUGAAGCUGAAAUGUCUAAAGAGACAGAAAAUGUUGUCGCCGGUCCUCCGAAUAAACUCGAUGUGAAACCGUCUGAAGACCAGGUUUUCUCCUCGACGGAUUUGCCAAUGAAUCCUAAAAAUCCUCCAGAAUUGACCGAGGCGGAAAAGGAAGAGAGUGCAUGGGUGACCUUUAAGAAACUCCUAUCUCCAAAGAAGCAUUCCAACCAGUCCCGCUUACACAACAAGGACACAGAAACCUUGAUCCCAAAUCAGGAGGAGGAGAAACAACCCAGUCUGGAAGAGACCAAAAACCGUAAAGAUUCCACAGUUUCCUGUGAUGCUGGAUCUGGAAGGAGAAGUCUCAGACCGUCAGACUCAGAUGAAGAAACACCUCGGACUGAUCACGGCGAUAAAUUCAGCAACGGCGUGGAAGCAACAGAAAUCAAUCCGGACAAAGGUGCGAUUCCAGCCUCUGCCCACAUUCAAGCCGGAAUCCCUGCAGACGGGAACGGAGAGUCUCCAUGGAAUGUCUUGAAAAGACUCCUAAGCCCAAAAAGGAAACCGGUAAGUCAUGAUAGUCCUGAAAACUCCUUGUGUUCAGCAAAUAUUUUACACGGACACAAAAAAAGAAAGUCAGUCACAAAGGAAGUCCAGGAAGAACCUGAAACUGAAGCGGAUCAGGACCUAAUUCUUGGCGACUUCCAAUUUGACACCAUUGAAACGGAUGUUAAAGCCAAAGAGACCGAUGUCGAGAGUCAAAUACCCAAUGAAAGCAACCAAGACAUCCUUGACCAGGUCGCAGAACCAGAGGCACCUUCGGAUGACCUGCUGACCGUAGACCCCAAAGUCCAAUAUGUUUCAGAAAACGAGGCCCAAGUCCCUGUUGAAGUUUCAAAGUUCAUCAGCAAACAACUCAGCGACAUUCCCGAGGAAAGCGAGAUGACAAAGACCACGGCCACUGCAGAAUCAGCCCCCCAAGAUCUUUCCAGAGAAGUCCCCGCAGCAGAAGAUAUGAUAUCUGAUGCCUUUCCUCCACCGGAACCUACCGAUGAUGGUGAAACUGAGAUGAUCUCAGUACUGUCCCGGAUAUCAGAGUCUUCAAAAACAUCAGGCGACAUGAUUCCUGAAAGACCGGUUCCUGCUGAAUCUGAAGUCAUGGAAACAGAAGAUCUUCUCAUGGUUGAAACCAUCUCCACAACACCGGAAGUGGUUCCAUUGAUCAGUUCUGCCUCUGAUCAAAUACUUGAACUGCUUGUCCACCAAGUGGAAGCCUGCUCCACAGAAACCACCAAUCAGAAUCCAAACGAGGACUUUGUCACCACAAAAAUGAAAGUCGAAGAAGCGACAGAGGCUGACCCGUCCCGGCCUUCAAACCCUCUAAACCGGGUGGACAGUAGCAAUGAGGUCCGUGAUCAUGAGGACCGCCUGAGUGACGUCAACAGAUCUUCAGAUUUGUUUGGAAGUCAAACCGAAGCCUCCAUUGUGGCGAGUCCAGAAGGUGAAUACAAAGAAGAAGAACUUGACCAGGAUACACCAUCUUUGCUGAAGUCUAUUAAUCAACUGGAAUUUGAGGACCUCGCUCCUGCGUUGGACGAGGAGCUGCAAAGAUCAGCAGAAUUAGAAGACGACACAAAAGAUACUCGAGAAAAAACCAAACAGGAAACAGCUCCUAGCGCUGAACCAAAUGAACCAGACGCGGAACAAGACGCUCUACUAGAUGUUAGCCAGCUAGUUGAAGUCACAGGAGCGUCAGAAGAGCAUCUUCCAGAAGCAUUAACAGAGGAACCAGAGCCACCAACAGAACUUUCAGAACCGGAAGUUCACAAGGAUUCUUUUGCCGAUUGCGAACGUUCAGAGAAAGUUCACGAGGAACUGAUUGCAGUUGAAAAUGAAAACAAUGAAGAUGCGGAAGAAGAUGCUGAAAUGUCAGAUUGCACACCUGAAGGAAGAACUGUUCAAGGUGAGGAGACUGCACCAGUGACAAAAACGAAUGCCGCACCAGACAACCAAGACCAGCAAUCAGUGAAUGUAUCCAAAAAUCAAAUAAGUCAAGAGAUCGAGCCGGCAGAAGAUGUGGAAGCAACGGAGGGAAAAUCAGAUGAUGUCAAUGUCCUAGCAAUUAAAUCAACAACAGAAACAGAAGUUCUCCAGGAGGACACCAUGCCGCUACCAGAAGACAACAUCGAAGUCGAAGACACAGACACCAAAGAGCCUGAAUUUGAACUUAUUCAAGAACUAAAUAUUUUAGGAGAACCACAAUUAGAGUCAGGCGAAGUUGAUGUCCAAGCCGUUGACAACAAAGUAGUAUCAGAAGACGUUCUUGUAGGAGAACAUUUGACUGAAGAAUCCAAAGAGCCUGAAUUUGAACUUCAAGAACUAAAUAUUUUAGGAGAAACACAAUUUGAAUCAGGCGAAGUUGAUGUCCAAGCCAUUGACAACAAAGUAGUAUCAGAAGACGUUCUUGUAGGAGAACAUUUGACUGAAGAAUCCAAAGAGCCUGAAUUUGAACUUAUCCAGGAACUAAAUGUUUUAGGAGAACCACAGUUUGAGUCAAGCGAAGUUGAUGUCCAAGCCAUUGACAACAAAGUAGUAUCAGAAGAUAUUCUUGUAGGAGAACAUUUGACUGAAGAAUCCAAAGAGCCUGAAUUUGAACUUAUUCAGGAACUAAAUGUUUUAGGAGAACCACAAUUUGAGUCAGGCGAAGUUGAUGUCCCAGUCAUUGACAACAAAGUAGUAUCAGAAGACGUUCUUGUAGGAGAACAUUUGACUGAAGAAUCCAAAGAGCCUGAAUUUGAACUUAAUCAGGAACUAAACGUUUUAGGAGAACCACAGUUUGAGUCAGGCGAAGUUGAUGUCCAAGCCAUUGACAACAAAGUAGUAUCAGAAGACGUUCUUGUAGGAGAACAUUUGACUGAAGAAUCCAAAGAGCCUGAAUUUGAACUUAUUCAGGAACUAAACGUUUUAGGAGAACCACAGUUUGAGUCAGGCGAAGUUGAUGUCCAAGCCAUUGACAACAAAGUAGUAUCAGAAGAUAUUCUUGUAGGAGAACAUUUGACUGAAGAAUCCAAAGAGCCUGAAUUUGAACCUAUCCAGGAACUAAAUGUUUUAGGAGAACCACAAUUUGAGUCAGGCGAAGUUGAUGUCCAAGCCAUUGACAACAAAGUAGUAUCAGAAGACGUUCUUGUAGGAGAACAUUUGACUGAAGAAUCCAAAGAGCCUGAAUUUGAACUUAUCCAGGAACUAAAUGUUUUAGGAGAACCACAGUUUGAGUCAAGCGAAGUUGAUGUCCAAGCCAUUGACAACAAAGUAGUAUCAGAAGAUAUUCUUGUAGGAGAACAUUUGACUGAAGAAUCCAAAGAGCCUGAAUUUGAACUUAUUCAGGAACUAAAUGUUUUAGGAGAACCACAAUUUGAGUCAGGCGAAGUUGAUGUCCCAGUCAUUGACAACAAAGUAGUAUCAGAAGACGUUCUUGUAGGAGAACAUUUGACUGAAGAAUCCAAAGAGCCUGAAUUUGAACUUAAUCAGGAACUAAACGUUUUAGGAGAACCACAGUUUGAGUCAGGCGAAGUUGAUGUCCAAGCCAUUGACAACAAAGUAGUAUCAGAAGACGUUCUUGUAGGAGAACAUUUGACUGAAGAAUCCAAAGAGCCUGAAUUUGAACUUAUUCAGGAACUAAACGUUUUAGGAGAACCACAGUUUGAGUCAGGCGAAGUUGAUGUCCAAGCCAUUGACAACAAAGUAGUAUCAGAAGAUAUUCUUGUAGGAGAACAUUUGACUGAAGAAUCCAAAGAGCCUGAAUUUGAACCUAUCCAGGAACUAAAUGUUUUAGGAGAACCACAAUUUGAGUCAGGCGAAGUUGAUGUCCAAGCCAUUGACAACAAAGUAGUAUCAGAAGACGUUCUUGUAGGAGAACAUUUGACUGAAGAAUCCAAAGAACCUGAGUUUGAACUUAUUCAAAAACUAAACGUUUUAGGAGAACCACAAUUUAAGUCAGGCGAAGUUGAUGUCCAAGCCAUUGACAACAAAGUAGUAUCAGAAGACGUUCUUGUAGGAGAACAUUUGACUGAAGAAUCCAAAGAGCCUGAAUUUGAACUUAUCCAGGAACUAAACGUUUUAGGAGAACCACAAUUUGAGUCAAGCGAAGUUGAUGUCCAAGCCAUUGACAACAAAGUAGUAUCAGAAGAUAUUCUUGUAGGAGAACAUUUGACUGAAGAAUCCAAAGAGCCUGAAACUAAACCUGAGCCAAAAGAAGACCAUCAGACGGCGGAUGAAAAACCGAUGUCCGAAGGUACACUUGUGGAAGACACUGUGAAAGAUGAAGUCCAAAACAGAAAUUUGCCUCUGUCCGAGUUCGGCGUUACGCUUAUAAAGGAAGAAGAGGACGUAAUUGAAGGCGUAAAAGACCCAGACCAAGCUGAUGUCAAGAUAGUAUCACACGACAAUCAUCUCCACGAUGCAAUGGCUGAAGAAUCCAAAGAGGAAACGGGACCUAUUGUGGAAAAGGAUGCAUCCAAAAACGAUCAAGCCGAAUCAAGACACACAGAAUCAGAUGAAAUCAACAUCAAAUUACUUAAAUCCGAAGAAGCCAUCUUUGCAGAAGAAACAAAGACAGAAGAACCCAAAAAAGAGGAAGUGGUUAAACCUGAAAAUGAAGAUCAGAACGCGGUGUCUGUCAUCAAAACUGAACUUGGACCAGAACGAGUUCUUACGGGAGAGGAAGAAGAAACAUCAGAUGACAUCGAGAAGACUUUAUCAGUGAGAGAAAUGAAUGUCGAAGCAGAGACCCAAGAUCAGGAAGCAGCGAAUGCAUCCAAAAAAGAUACGGAGCGGCCAGAAGAUGCGGAAGUAAGAGACUUCCAACCAGAUGAUGCAAAUGUCCAAGCAAUGGAAUCAAAAACAGUAUUUUCCAAUGAAACAUUUAGAGAAGACCUCAGUGAGGACACUGCACAGCUCGAUGAAGACAACGUUGAGGUAGAAAGCAAAGACACCAAAGAUGAAGUUCAACUUAUCCGUGAAAAAGUGGAAUUAAACGCAGCACAGGAUGAGGUUGACGUCCAAACACUUGACAACAAAUCAGAAGACAUUCUUUCCGAAAAACAUGUGACUGAAGAACCCAAAGAAGAGACUGAAACUAAAGUUGAGGCAGAGGAAGACCACCAUGAAUCCCAGACUAAUCCUGCUAAAGAGGUAGAAGUAGCAGAAGUUGAAGUGAACGAGGAAAUGUCAGAAGGCGAGUUUGCAGAAGAAACUGUGAAAGUUGAAGUCAAAGACAGAACUCUGACCGAGUUCAGUGUGGAGCUCAUGAAGGACGAGAAGAACGUGGAGGAUGCAGCUACAAUUCAGCUUAUUCCAGAACACCAAGUAACUGAAGCCGUGGAAGACACACAUGAAGUCCACGAACCUUUCACUGAAGUAUCAGACGGCCCUCAUCCGGAGAAGACGAUGGCAGUAGAACUACAGGAGAUGGGGCCUCUGGUAGAAGAAGAUGCAUCUGAAGCCCAAUCAACACAGUCAGACUCCGAUGAAAUCCCUGUCCGGUUACUUAAAUCUGAAGAAGCAAAGUUAGAAAAACCCAAAGAGGAGCAAGUUCCUCCGACUGCCAAUGUUGAAGACCAGAAAGCAGCAGUUGGAGCCCAAACUGAACUUGCACAAGGGCAAGCUGUUGCAGAAGAGGAUGAAGAAAUAUCAGAAGGUUCUCCUAACCACGACGGAAGUGUUCCAAUUGAGGGAACUGUGCCAGGGACAGAAAAUAAUGUCCAACCAGAAGACCAAGACAAAGCAGCAGUGGAAAUUUUAAAAUCGGAGAAAGUUGAUGUGCUUAAAUCCGAAGAAAUAUCAGAUGAUCUUCUUGCCAUGGGAAAUACGAUAGGUCAAAUCAAAGAGGAACUUGAACCUCCACCUGAAGACAGUCCAGCGCCAGAGAGCAUUGAUGAGGCAGCAGUAAAUUCAAACAGAACUGCCCCCGAAUCAAAGGAAAAUAAGGUCCAAUCAGUGCAAAGAGAUGUUACGGCAGAAGGUAGUCUGGGAGAGAAGAUUUUGUCCGGACAAGAAGCAACCACCGAGGACAAACCUGAAGACGAGACGUUGCUAGAAGAAACUCCGAGGCCAGAGAAGGAAAAGGAAACUCUGACUGACUUUCAUGAAGUGGAGGCUCAAAAAACAGAAACUGACAUUGAUGACUUCAAACCAGAAGAAUUCCACACACCAGAAAUCACAGAGGAAUUGGACGCAUUUGCAGCUGAACAUGUAUCUCCGGACAAAGGAGAAACAAGUUCCGCUCAGAUAUUUGAACAUGUUGUUUACGAAGUCAUUCCAACAUCUUGUGGAGAUCUUGACGUGCGCCUGAAUGAUGUGGGAACCAGAACAGAGGACGAAGAAGGUGAUCUUAGAAAGGCCGAGGUGAGGACCAGAGCGAAUGUACACGCUUUGGUUAUGCAAGUAACAACGUUCCACCUUAAAGACGUCUCUGCUUCAGUUGAAAAAACAUCAGCGGAACAAGAACAAGUCAUAAGCUCGUUCAUAAAUGAGUCCGAGAAAACAAAAACCGUAACGGAAACCCAGCGGCAACAGGCAGGCAACGAGGUCGUGACGAUGCAUUUGCCAGCGACCCUGAUCAAGGGUAAUCCCGGAAUUCCAGCACAAGUGGUCGACGUUAACCCGACCACAAAAGACGACCAAGAAGUCAUCAAUGUGUGUCACGGAAGUGUGGAGAAACUUUCAGCAGUUUUGGAAGUUGAGGAAGUAUCCAACGAGGGAAAUGUGCCGAUCCUUCAAGAGGUUCAUGAACAUGCGAAGAGGACCCAAUCUGAGACAUUACCAGAAUCUGGAGAACCAGACAAAGUGAAGAUUUUGGCAGAAGCGCCUCAAGAGGAUAUCCCGCAAAGUUUCGAUGUUUCCGUGCAAGGGGAAAAAAACAAGGAUUACGUGGAAAAAACUGAAGUGAGGACAGAGGACGCAACAUUCCCAUCGGUAGACGUACCUGCAAAUAACGCUAAUAUGGACACCACUGCAGCAGGAACCUUCCAAAACCAAACACUAUCACUCAGUCAUCUUGGAGUAGCCACAAAUCUUUCUUUGUCCGAGCAGGAAAAAACACUAUCUUCCAUAAAAACCACAACAAGGCAAAACGAAGAAGAACCACUAGUUACGGAAGUGGAUGAGGAAGUAGAGGAGACAACGCUAAAUGAGGACUACAUGUCCAAGAUAUACACAGAGCCUACUGAAGGUUCUCACAGACCAGAUACUGAACACCACUUAUCCCAAACAGACCUAGUUGAUAGUCACAAAGACUUAGAAAUGGCUGAAGAAUGUGAACCAGUAGAGGAAGAACCCUUAUCUCAGAUAGAUACAGCUGAUGUAACACACAAAGUGGUUCAAGUCCCAGGAGCAGUAUCCGAAGCAGUUGGUAUCCAACAACAGAAAGAGGAAACUGAGGACAUUGCACAGCACCCAGUAGCAGAAAAACCAUUAACCCAGAUGGAUCAUUCUGAUAGCCUAGAAGAAAAACAGAUAAGAGACGUUGUUCUUCUGGCCGAAGUAUUCGAAAAGCCCUCAUCCCAAGUAGACACAGUUCAAAUUGAACAUCCAGAAGUAACCCGUGGAAGAGUUCAGGCAAUGGAAGAAACCCUAUCCCAGAAGACUGAGCCAAUAAAUCCAGAUCCGGUUGAUAACCAAAAAAAAGUAUCCAUGGAAGUUGUUCAGAUCCCGGCACCAGAAGCGCCCCAUGUUGACACAAGUGUUAGUUCUAAACAAGCAAAGCUAACUGAAAUUAGCGUCGCGGCACCAGAAGCAAAAGCGCUCAGAGUCAUAACAGAUACAAUAGAGCAAGCAAAAGAACGUUUAUCUCAAAUGGGAAGUCUUUGUGCCACAGGAGCAGAAGACUUCCCGUCAGAACCACAACCAGAUACAGAUUUAAAUGAGGUUGGCUUCCAGGCACCAGGAACUGAAGAGCAGACAGAACUACCUCAGGAAGACGCUCCGGGAACAUACACAGAGGAGCCUUUAGCCCAAAUGACCAAGCUAACUGAGAAAGCUGUUCACACCCAAGACCUGGAGAAGUCCUUAGCCCUAAGCGAAAAAGACACGGCACUACCUGAACACAUACCAGAAGCAGGAGAGGCCAUACCACAAACCGAUGCCAAUAUUCAUGAACAGGCAAAGAAACCUGAAGAGGCUGUUCAGAUGCCAGAAACCGAAGAGUCUAUACUGGUAAAUGACCCAGCAGACAGACAGAAACCAGCACAAACUGAGGAACAUGUUCAGGAACCAGAACCAGAAAAACCCAGGUCACAAACAGAUUAUGUCAAUACCCAUAAAGAGACAUACAAACCAGAGGAAGCUGUUCAGACCGCAGAAACUGAAGAGUCCUCAUCUGCAAAAGACCCAGCAGACAGCCAGAAACAGACAGCGCUAAUGGACGAACAUGCUCGGGUACCAGAAGCAGAAGAGUCCAUGUUAAAAACAGAAUCAGUCAACAUUUAUGAAAAGGCACCACAACCCGAAGAAUGUGUUCAGGCAAAACAAACUGAAGAGUAUUUAUCCCAGAAUGACAUAGUUCAGAACCAGAAACGGACAGAUCUCACCAAGGAACAUGUCCAGGAACCCAAAGUAGGAAAGGUUCUAUCUGGAACAGUUCCAUUUGAGAGCCACAAAGAGAAAGUGCUAACAGAGGAACAUGUGAAGGCACUACAAGCAGAUGAAUCCAUGGCCGAAGAAAGUCCAUUGAACCAGGCACAAACAAAACUAUCUAAAGAACAGCCUGGAGAACCACAAGCAGAGGAGUCCUCAUGCCAAAUAAAACCAAUACAGAGCCAAAAACUGGAACAUGACGUAGAGGAAUCCUUAUCCAAAACAGACGCAGUUGACAGUCAAAAACAGACCGUGCUACCGCAGGGAUGUUUCCAGGACCCAGAACUUGAGGAAUCUUUAUCCCAAAUAUAUACAACUGAGAGUCACCCACAGGUGGAACUCGCUGAGGAACACGUUCCGAAACAAGAAGAAGAUAAGCCCUUAUCUCUAACAGAUUCAGUUGAGAGGGAGAAAGAGUCAGAACAUGUUAUGGAACGAGAAACUCCAAGCAGACAUAGUUGAGG